GCGGUUAUUUCUCCUUCUCUUUUAGAUCGCUACAGCGAAGUUGAUUUCAUUGUGUAGUUGAAUAUACUGCGAGAUCGGUGUGUUUUUAACCGUAAGAAUUUGAUAUAAAAUUAAGUGACCUUACUGCCGCGUUGCAUUUAUUGCGCGAUCUUCCCAACUUAUAUCUUCUUUUUCUACUUAUGUAUAAUUCUUUUAAAAAUCAUAUCUUCGUUGCCUUGGACAUAAUAUUUUUCGCUCUUCACCUUGUACCAAACAAUACUUACUUUAUUUAGCUUACGUCUUAUUAUUAUCAUCGUGUCACUAUCAUUUUCGGACGAUGACACGAUCUCUGUUUCCUUUCUCAAUGUCGACUGUAUGUCUACGUUGCCCCACGCUGAUGUAACCCCCCUCUUUACGUCUGGUAACCCGUCUACUAUAUCGUUUCGAUUGCAUUAAGUCGCGCGCUGACGUCAGUUCGUCAGUACGUACCGUAGUUGAGUUUGAAGAUUGUUCCCUAAGUAGCACAGCCGGUACACUAUUAUACAUCUCUACUCUGUGACACAUGAGACCAAUUCGAUCCCCGAGUGCUUAGAUCAUUUAAAUCGAGCUCUUCAAUAUGCCAACAAUUAAAUACCAAGGAUUCUUCGUCACGGACCUUUAAAGUGAAAUGUGUUUUGAAGAUCCUCCGAACUCAAGACAAAAGAACACAAGGUUUGCUACGGAUGUUUUUUAUAACGGAUUCGCCAUUCAUACUUUUUUCUGUUCUUUUAUCUCUCGGUCAUUUAAAAUAUGAAAACAAAUAAAUAACUCUACUUGCUUUGCUAACUUUUUGCUUUCAAAUAAAACAACAAUAUACUUUAAUAAACGUUCGUCAACCGUAUGAUAAAUCAUUCAAUACUGAUCUAUUUUUAUUUUAUUUUAUAUCAUUAUUAUAAUCGUGUUUAGACGUUAGAUAUAUCAAAAAAAAUGCGUGCGUAAUUGUAAUAAGAUGCGAUAGGAAGUGGUAAUAUUACGAUUGAAAGUGUAUGUUGAUGUAAAAAAAUUUAACCGGCUUAUUAUCAGUGAUAUUUAUUAUUUAAUUUUAAGUUAAAGUUUUUUCAAAAGUGAUGGAUAGUUUUCACCUUCGUAAAAAUGAUUACAAAAUUUCUUAAUUAUUUCCAAAAGGAUAUUUAUGUUUAAUAUGUGACCAAUCAGCUACGAAAGUUGAGCAAAGGAUGAAGAAUGCCUCGCAUCAGCGGAGAUGGGGAGAAGGGUGGAGGCGAGAAACCAAUUGGUGGCUUUGGGGGAUGGCUGGGUGCUGGAGUGACAAGAUCCACGAGCGGAACAUCUGGAAGUGGUUACAUAGUUCUAGGGGGCACUAAAUAUGGAGUUCGCAUUUCGCAGGAAAGUCUACCAACAUCCAAUUCCAUCGAGAACUCAUCAGAUCUUGAUAGAAGUACAUAUCGCUCCAACUUCUCCAAAGACAAAUUGACAGAAAAGAAUGGCAUGAGUGGUCUGAGUGGCGUCAAGACAACGUUGGAGAACAAAUCGUCAAUUGACUUGACGACGGCUACGACCAAUGUAACCGAUUGCUGUUGUAUUGGUCCACGUUCGAGGCUCCCUCUUUCACGGAUACCACUAUCUCCGAAUAUAUAUUCAAGUGGGGAUGGAGGUAUUUCUAACUCAAGCAGAAGCAUCGGCAACGCUGGCGUUGAUCGUGUGCGAGGUGGAGUAGGAGGACAAUCUUUACUACCUCCCACCAAAAGCAAGUUCGCGCGACUACCGUCAAACUUAAAUGCUAAUAAUAACUGCGGGGGGCUGCAAAUAGGAAGCCACUACUCCCAGUCACAAUCAUCCUCGUCGUCAUCAUCAUCAACUAACUCAACCAGUGCUGUCUUUACCACUUUAAGUACAACUUUUGCUCCAAUUAUCCCUAGUGUUUCAGUAUCACGGCAAAUAUCACAGUGGACCAAACAUCAUCAUCCUUCAAAACUACAGGAAUCAACAACAACAGCGGUGGACCGCCUGCACAAAUUUCGAUGGAGUGGGGGUGGAGGAGGAAGUGGCAAGAAACCCUCUUCCAGCCCCCGCAGCGAAAAAGCCGAGCGUCUUCGUGAGUUGACGGAGAAACUAAAAAAUCCAGCACCAGUACCACCACCCAGGAGGCCAUCACGUUUACAUUCGACCUCACCACCUCUCAGUCAGCAUAAUCAUUAUCAUCAUCCUCAUCAACAUCGAAAUAACGGCAGUAGUGUCAAUAAUAAGAGCAAUAAUGAUAAUAAUAACAAUAAAAACAGCAAUAACAAUGAUAAUUCCCAGGUUACGAGUAAGUUAAACAUUCUCAGCUAUCCCAGCAGCGGAGAAAGUGAAUGUGGUAAUUUAAAUUUCGUUAGUAAACAUGAUAACGGUAAUCCAAAGACGUUUUCAUCAAGUUUGCGGGUUGGAGAAGAUAGCCAGAUUGCUCAAGUGACGAGUAACGAAGAUGAGAAAGUUAAUCAUCAGUGUAGUACAUUAUCUCCGCGUAGAACUUCAUGGUCUAGUAACGAAAGUGUUAUUGAUAAGAGAACACCUGGUAACACCGAUAAAUUUACACGGUCCAUUGACGCGUUCAGUGAUUCAAAACACUUGAGGCAAUGCAGUGAUUCAGUGGUAGACAGUGCGAAGUGUACCGAUCUUUAUAAUUUAUCAAUUCCAUCUAUAAUCUCUAACGAAAGUAGCCAAAGCGAGAUUAGAGAUGCUGUGGCAAGAUUAGAGCCUCGCGGACCACUUUUAUCUUAUCAGACUACUGGAGUACCUUUUAGAAGCGCAUCUUUUAGCCAAGUAGAUUUUAACAAAGGAAAUAUUCGACAUAGGAGCCAGCCCAACCCUAAUACUCAUCGGACUGAAUUCAAAGAUGUCAGAAUUAAUACCUUGCCUAGAAUUAAGGGAGUAUCAACCACUCCUGGUGGUUCUACAACACAAAAUAUUCCAAAUUACCAGAGUCCACGUAUUUCGACGGCUAGCAUCGACAGUACUUUAUUAACCCCUAGCGAUGGAACAAGUAGUAAUCAAAAUCAUGAAGAAUUCAGACCGAAGAGUGAUGGAUCAGAAAGUCUUACUACUUCAAGUGCACUCACGAGUCCUGAACCACCUGUAACGACAAGUCAAGAACUGAAAAUUAAUCAAACUCAGUUAGAUUCUCCAAGUAUGAUAAAUGAUAGUGUGACUGAAAAUGCUGAUAAAAUGAUAGAUUUUCGCGUUGAAACAUCAGUAGCAGAAACGAAAGAACCGAAAGUAGAAUUACAUGAAGUAAUUAUUACACCACCACCGGAAGAAUCAAGAUUGAGUCAAACUAGUGAAACAAACCAAGUACCGAGUGAAACAACGGUUUCCUCUGAGACUUCAACGUUUUCAGGAAAGGUCAGAAGGUACCGUGGUGACACAAGCAAACGAAGAAAAGGAGUAUAUAUUACACAAUGGCCGGAACCAUCGGAAUAUAUUCCAAUGCUAGAUAGAAAUAAACUGUCAGCACAAAGCAGUGAAGAAAGAGAAGAGAAGGAGGAGAAAAAGGAGAAAGAUGAAUUGCUAGCAGCUUUUAGCGAUGUUUCUGAUUGUGAAGGCCAUGUUCUUCAAAGAUAUAGCAAACGACCUCUUCGUGGUCCAUAUGGUCAAAUGCUAGAGGCAGAAAUGGCAAAACCUAAGACUGUGGAUAUAGCAUUAGGAGAACAUUUUGAACCAAAGAGAAAAACUUCUGCAAAUUUGACAUAUAAUUCGGAAAUUCAUAGCCACUCGGAACCACCAACUCCUUCUCAUCAUCGAACCACUUCCAGUCCGAGUAAACUUGAAGGUUUACCUGAACCAAGCCCAGAACUUUUGGCACAACUUCUUCGAGGAUCCUCGGAAAGAAUGGCUCGUACACCCACUCAUCGAAAUGACACAAGGACUCAUGUUGUCGUAGAGCUUUAUGAUACUGAAAAGUCAUAUGUUGAGGCGUUACAAAUACUGGUCAAUAAAUAUCUGCAAACUUUAAAAGGUCCCGAUAAUGCAGGUCUUAUCGAUUCAACAACAGUUGAUGAAAUAUUUUAUAAGAUACCAGCAAUUCUCAGUCACCAUGAAAUAUUUCUAGAAGAGCUUAGAAAGAGAUUGGAUACCUGGGAACUUGGACAAACGAUCGGAGAUGUGUUUCUCAAUGUGUUUACAAAGCCAGCCGUCUUAGAGACAUAUACACUCUUUCUUAAUAAUUGGAAAUCAGCGAAAAGAGCGAUAAAAACGGCUUGUCAAGCAAAACCAGCGUUUGCACGAUUUCUCGAAACGAUGGAACGAGAACACAAGGGAAAGUUAGGACUUGAUCAGCUAUUGAUUAAACCGGUGCAAAAGAUUCCAAGGUAUGAACUGCUCAUUCAGAGGCUUUUAAAGCAUACAGACACUUCACAUCCAGACUAUGAACUACUGACUGCUGCACAAAAAGAAGUGCAUGAACUCGUUGUAAAAAUUAAUUGUACAGAGAGGGAAUCCCUUGAAUGGGAACAACAGCAGACGACAUUGCGAGAAGUUCAGUCGUUGGUUGAAGGAUUAGCAGGAAUAGUUGCUAACGAUAGAGCAUUUAUUCGACAUGAUCUUGUAACUAUUGCUUCAAAUCAAGGAACGAGAAAAGAACGAGCACUUUUUUUAUUCUCAGAUCUCUUAGUUAUUACGAGUAUUAAGCGAAGAAGUGGAACGAUCAGAAAGCCUUCUACGAGCUCUUGUCCAAAUAGUUUGAUGAGUUUACUUGAAGCUAACAAGUAUAAGUUGCUUAUGAGAAUUUCUCUGAGUGAUCUAGAAGUAAUGAAAGCUAAAGAUGAAAAUUUGAGAAAAAUGGCUCGAGAAGUCGAUCACUUGAGAGAAGAUUGUGCAACACUAGCUCAAUUGCAGGAACUCGCGGCUACUUUACAUGGAUCAAAACAUCAGCUGGAAGAUCUCAUUAAAGAAUUAUUGGCACAAACUCAACGUCAGUUGAUCGAACGAAAUGCUGCGCAUUCACAAUUGGCAUGCCUGGAAUUCACUUUGAAUACGCAGUCAGGUGUUGAGAAUAUUUCCGUCAUGUUUACAAAGCCUGAUAAAAGAGCGAGUUGGGAGGAUAGUUUCAAUGAAGCUAAACAAAAAUUAGCAUUGUCAACUGAUAAAAGGCCAUCUCCAGAGUUUCUUGGUCCAUUACCUAUCCGAAAGACUCGAGCUGGACUUCAGUUUACUUGUGCGUCACCCACAAUCUCAAAUGGCCAUGAAACUAGUGAUGUAUGGGUCUGCAAUAGUGAUGGAUACGUUGGUCAAGUGUGUGUAUUAAGUUUAAAUCCAGAACCAGCUCAAGUUACUUCGUGCAAUGGCGUCUGUAAUUCUCGUAUUCUCUGUGUUGCUGGAAUUCCUGCAACUCCCGUAAGUUCUGACCUGCAUAUACUACAUGACAAGAAAAUGAGCAAUAGUAAUAACAGUUUUUCAACUGCAAAAAGUGGAAUCAGUAUUUCAGUGCAAGACGCCGAUGCUAGUGAAAGAAAUAUUAACCUGGACAGUAGUUCAAGUUCUAGUGAUUCAGAUUCUGAUGACAUUCCUCGAACAGAAACAACCGGCGGUUCUCUGUAUGGAGAUUUAUCCAGUAUAGACGGUACUAUGGAGGAAGAUAUAAAUCAGCCUACAAUGUGGUUGGGAACCGAAGACGGUUGUAUUCAUGUUUAUAACUGCAAUGAUAAUAUUAGAAUAAAGAAAAAUAAAGUCAAAAUUCAACAUGGAAGUAGUGUUCAGUCUAUCAUAUAUCUAGAUAAUAAAGUAUUUGUGGCUCUGGCGAAUGGCGAUGUAACUAUUUAUUCUCGAGAUGCACAUUAUGGCUGGAGUACAUUAGAUGCUUUGACAGUCUCAGUUGGUACACCGGAAACACCGGUAACAAAAAUGGUACCUGUAUCAAUAACGAAUAAAUUAUGGUGCAGUUGUCACAAUUCUAUAAAAGUACUUAACACAAUGACAAUGGAAGUUGAACAUUCUUUUAAUGUAAAUGGAGAGAAUGGUAGACCAGUGUCUUACUUGGCAGCUUCAAAUGGUCUUGGUGUGUGGAUCUCACUUCACAAUAGUGCAGUACUUAAACUUUUCCAUACUACUUCAUAUGAAUGUUUAACAGACAUCAAUAUUGCCCCUGCUGUAACUAAAAUGCUUGCCAUUGCAGACUGUGAUGAUAUAAUACGACAACACAAAGCAGCAUGCUUACGAGUAACCGCUCUUUUGGCAUGCAAUGAUAUUUUAUGGAUCGGUACAAGUGCAGGUGUACUUCUUACGGUACCUAUUCCUCAUAUAAAAUCCUCCACACAGCGGUUACCGCAGUCUCCGCCAGUUAUUGGUAUUCCACAUGGUCAUACUGGUCACGUUCGCUUCAUCACGUGUGUGGAAGCACCAUCCUCAAUUAAGUCUGAUAUUUCUUCCGACAUAAAUCGAUGUUCUAUAAAAAUGAAAUCGCCACAAAAUAAUUUAAAUCGGAAAAAAUUAUUAAUUAUAUCUGGAGGUGAUGGCUACGAGGAUUUUCGUGGUCCUCAAGGUUCAACAGAGCUCCAAGCAGGUAGAGAAGAUUCCACUAAUCACCUGCUGCUGUGGAAAAUUUAAUUGAUAUAUUUUAUUAAGCCAUGUAUAUACUGAAAACCCGUACUUAAGGUAACUGACAUCAUAGCUAAAAGUAAACAUUCUAAAUGUCUGAGAGUCAGAUCAUUAUUUUGUUAAGAAAAUUAUUGGAAAUAAGUUGUCUAAACUAAUUAAGAAAAAUUUAAUAAUAUUUAUUAAUUAAUACUAUAUUUUGCUGGAGUGCAAUAACAGGCGAAUACUUUAACAAAUAGAUUAUUAUCAUCGUAAAAAUGUAUUUACGUUCUAUUUAUACAAUUAUUAUCUUAUUUGUAUAUUUGGAAAAUUAAUUAUUGAUUAUGAAGUACUAAAUUUUUUUAAAUACUA
This is a messenger RNA of Chelonus insularis, 6894 nucleotides long. RefSeq lists its product as uncharacterized. The record is from RefSeq and is a predicted model, not a curated record. The transcript is spliced from 21 exons. Gene Ontology annotation, biological process: actin cytoskeleton organization. NCBI's taxonomy places the organism in Eukaryota, Metazoa, Arthropoda, Insecta, Hymenoptera, Braconidae. The coding region runs from base 1201 to 6555 and encodes 1784 amino acids. Gene Ontology annotation, molecular function: protein binding; guanyl-nucleotide exchange factor activity.